UCUGUAUUCUUGAAACGAGACAGAUACAUAAUUUAGACGUUGGGAAGGAAAAGAGAGAAGAUUAAAGAUUGAUUAAAGCGAGACAGAAAGUUCAAGUGCAGCAACAACGAACGAGCCCACUGUGGCUGGAGAUUGUGGCAAACGAAACGUCAACAUAACCUGAUCCAAAAGCGGAUCUAACCAGAUCUAUCGACUUCGAGGUUUGUAAUACGUGAUAUUUAACGUUGAUCCGUACUUAUUUCGAGGAAACACGAUAAACUUGUAACAUGAAUAAUUGUAGCGAAGGAAGACGCACUAUUUUUGAAAUGCAUACUUCUACUAAUUUUACUCUACGCGGUGGUGACGCAGCGUUCGCCAACAGGCAGCAAUUGCUGUUCGAUCAGCUCUCGAUCGCGGAAAGCAAGUGCAAUAAGCAUGACAGACCGGAGGCGGACGACGUGGAGAUGCAGGAGGAGAGCCCCCGGGGUUCGGGGAAGAGGCCAGCCGCGAGCGACGACCGCAGGCAGAAGAGAGAGACGAAGAAGUUUCGCGGCAGGGAGAGUAUCUUCAAGCGUCCGGAGGGUCCGGCGCCGCGCGCGAACCUGAGAAAUAUUCCGGACCAUCACAGAAAUCCGCACAAGUGGGUCAAGUAUACCCUGGACGACGUGUCGAGCGAGGACAUGACGGACCGCAGCAACAUGCAGGCCGCUAUGUCGUUCCUGAGAGAGUUGAAGGCGCGCAGGAAGAGGGAGGAGGAGGAGGAGGAGGAGGAGGAGGUCGACGAGGGGAUGGACGUCGAGCCUUGCGUGUCAAACGCGGCGGGUCCCACGGAGACGCGGUUCAAGUCCAAGAAACGCGCCUCGUCGCAGAUCGCGUUCAGAAAGCCACGGACGGAAGAGACGGCGGAGGGUGUCGCGGCGAUCGUGGAGCCCGACGACAGGCCGAUAUUCAGGAGCAGCAAGAUCAUCUUGCCGGAAUACGUGAUCGGGCAGAAACCGAAGAGGACGUGUAAACAGAAUCGGCCGGUGGUCAAAGUCGAUCGCUCCAAGGAGCUUAGAUUAGAUCAUUUGCAAGAGCCCGACGACGACGACGAGGAGGAGAAUGAUUGAGAUGUAAGAUAUUAUUGUACACAAAUAUACAGAGAUUGAGGUUUCACGAAUCACGGCUAAGCUCGAUUUAGGCCCAUUUCUACCAAUG
Messenger RNA from Wasmannia auropunctata (little fire ant), 1176 nucleotides. RefSeq lists its product as uncharacterized. The transcript is spliced from 2 exons. NCBI's taxonomy places the organism in Eukaryota, Metazoa, Arthropoda, Insecta, Hymenoptera, Formicidae. The record is from RefSeq and is a predicted model, not a curated record. Bases 267 to 1088 code for a protein of 273 amino acids.